AUGAGCGACCUAGCUAUUCCCGAGUUCGCAACCUCUCUUGUCCUUCCCGCCUUCAACGAAUCUCUCAAACUCCAGAAGACCCCACUUCCCAAGAUUGUUCCUCCUGGAUCAGCCAUUGUCCGUGUCCUCAGCACUCCAGUACGCCCCCACCAACGCGAAGGCUUUAAAGGAAACAGUCCUCUUUCUUUCAAGCCCCCGUACAACCCCGGAGAUGGUGGUGUUGGCCGCGUCGUAUCCGUUGGGCCUGAUGCUGUCGCUCUCAAGCCUGGCCAGCUUGUCUACAUGAACAACUUCAUCACGGCAAGAGAUGAUCCCAACACCCGAGUCCUGCUCGGUAUUCAUGAUGGCGGUGGUGCUGAAGCUGACUUGAAGCUUUUCAACCUCUGGAAAGGCUUCUGGAGAGAUAUUGCAGUUGUUGCUGCGGAGAAUGCCAUCCCUCUCGACGAAAAGAUUCUCAUCAAUGAGAUGGGUUACUCCUAUGGAGACCUGAGCUAUAUCCAGCGCCUCUCGGUCGCAUACGGCGGUAUCAGAGCCGCCAAUCUUCAAGCCGGCGAGACUGUCAUUGUUGCUCCAGCUACAGGUCACUUUUCUGGCGCUGUGGUCGAAUUGGCUGCCCAGGUCGGUUGUCGUGUAAUUGCGCUUUCGCGCUCGGCAUCUAAGCUGAAGCCUCUCACGUCUCGCUACCCUCGUAUUACAGCUGUUGAGCUCACUGGCGAUGAGAAGAGGGAUGCCGAGGCCAUUGGCGCACUUUUGCCCAGAGGCGCUGAUGCUUACAUCGACGUUUCUCCGCCUGCAGCGACAGCUUCACAUCAGCACCUCAAUAUUUCUAUUAACUCACUGGCGCCCUACGGUCGUGUUGUCUUUCUGGGCAUGAUGUUCGAUAUCAAGAUCAACUAUGCUAGCCUCAUGGUUCGCAACAUCACGAUCAAAGCGCAGUUCAUGUAUACCCGCCAGGAGUUGGUGUCUUUGGUCAAGAUGAUUGAGACGGGAGUUCUCAAACUGGGCAAGGAGGCUGGGCAUGAGAUUGUGGAGAAGGGGUUCUCCAUGGAAGAAUGGGAGAAGGCAGUCACUGUUGCAGAGACGGCUAUGGCUUGGGGUCAGCAGGUCCUGCUCUAUCCCUAG
This is a messenger RNA of Fusarium proliferatum ET1, 1122 nucleotides long. RefSeq lists its product as uncharacterized. The coding region runs from base 1 to 1122 and encodes 373 amino acids. The transcript has a single exon. The record is from RefSeq and is a predicted model, not a curated record. Gene Ontology annotation, cellular component: mitochondrion. Lineage: Eukaryota; Fungi; Ascomycota; Sordariomycetes; Hypocreales; Nectriaceae. Gene Ontology annotation, molecular function: oxidoreductase activity.